UACCACCAACACGAACACUCCACCACCUCUCCCUUUCCGUCGCGUCACAGGCCACGGCGAGCGGCGGCGGAGGGGCUCUUGCCGGAUUCGACGGCCAGUGGAGGUGCCCCGGUUUCAGCCGUCCCUAGAUUGACCCUGCUUUCCUCCCCAACGAAUCCAAGUUGCGCAAAUGCCGACGCCGGUGAAGUCGGUGCUUCCCGUGGUGCUCCUCGGCUGCGGCGGCGUCGGCCGCUACCUCCUCCGCCACAUCGUCUCCUGCCGCCCCCUCCACGCCAACCAGGGCGUGGCCAUCCGGGUGGUGGGCGUCGCCGAUAGCUCCUCCCUGCUCGUCGCCGAAGAUGUCCACUCCAACGGCCUCGACGACGCGCUCCUCACCCAGCUCUGCGCCGCCAAGUCCGCCGGCUCUCCCCUCUCCUCCCUGCUUGCCCAAGGGCACUGUCAGCUGUUCAAGAAUCCUGAGGCUAGGGGCAAAGUCAUAGACGCCGCUACCACACUUGGAAGAACAACUGGUCUGGUGCUAGUUGACUGUUCUGCAACUUAUGACACUGUUAGUCUGCUGAAUGAUGCUGUGGGUCAUGGAUGCUGUAUUGUAUUGGCAAACAAGAAACCUCUUACCGGUGCUUAUGAGGAUUUUCAGAAGUUGGUCUCCAACUUCCGUCGGAUAAGAUUCGAAUCUACUGUUGGAGCAGGUUUGCCUGUGAUAGCUUCUGUAACCCGUAUUAUUGCAUCUGGAGAUCCUGUUUCUCGUAUUGUUGGCAGUUUGAGUGGUACACUUGGGUAUGUGAUGAGUGAGCUUGAGGAUGGAAAGAAAUUUAGUGAAGUUGUAAAAAAUGCCAAGUCUCUUGGCUAUACAGAACCAGAUCCACGUGAUGAUCUUGGUGGAAUGGAUGUGGCUAGAAAGGCAUUGAUCCUGGCUAGGCUUCUGGGCCAACAGAUAAGCAUGGAGAAUAUCAAUGUUGAGAGUUUAUAUCCUAGCGAAUUAGGACCUGAUGCAGUGUCCACAAAGGACUUCCUUGAGAGUGGUUUAGUGCAACUUGACAAGAGCAUGGAAGAAAGAGUCAAAGCAGCAGCAUCGAGAGGAAACGUUCUUCGCUACGUAGCUGAGAUUGAAAGCACAGGGUGCCAAGUAGGCCUUAAAGAGCUCCCAAAGGAUUCUGCACUGGGUAGAUUGAGGGGAAGUGACAAUGUGGUGGAGAUAUACAGCAGAUGUUACCAGAGCUCCCCUCUGGUGAUCCAGGGCGCAGGAGCUGGCAAUGACACCACUGCCGCCGGCGUCCUUGCUGAUAUAAUUGACCUCCAAGACCUGUUCCAGACAACGGCAUGAUCGUAGAUCGGCAUCCAACACCAUCUUGAUUCUUGCAAGGCACCAGGGCUUUUUGGUACUCUGAUCGGUGGUGCUACUGUGUGUCCGUCAGGCAGGGACUCAGCGUGCGCUUUUGCUUGUUCACUUCAGUCGUGUACUCCUGUGUGCAUUUGGUUCCUUCAGCCGCUCCACUGAGACGCGUCUGACAUUAGAAUAGGAUUUGAAUUUUGAGCAGCCAUGUGGGGGCUCUUUACAGUUCACAUAGAGGAAAACUUUGUUUCAGUGAAAUAAUGUCGCGGGUCUCUACAUUAAGCAGUCAGACUGAUGUUGCUGCUAGAUGAUAGUGAAAGAGUAAACUUUUGAUUUCGAGCAAUUCUGAUUGUGGAUGAUGUAUCGGAAACUCUGCACUUUGCCGUGCACGCUGGCACAAGUAUGUAGGUAGCCUGAAAUCGUGGCCAGUUUGUCAAAAAAUUUUCUUGGUUGUGCCAUUGUACGCGAUUCCACGGAUUUAAGAUGUUAUU
Molecule: messenger RNA, 1824 nt
Organism: Sorghum bicolor (sorghum)
Lineage: Eukaryota; Viridiplantae; Streptophyta; Magnoliopsida; Poales; Poaceae
Product: bifunctional aspartokinase/homoserine dehydrogenase 1
Exons: 12
Coding region: 170-1324 (384 amino acids)
Biological process (GO): aspartate family amino acid biosynthetic process
Molecular function (GO): homoserine dehydrogenase activity; aspartate kinase activity
Source: RefSeq, a predicted model, not a curated record